Molecule: messenger RNA, 1884 nt
Organism: Helobdella robusta
Lineage: Eukaryota; Metazoa; Annelida; Clitellata; Rhynchobdellida; Glossiphoniidae
Exons: 18
Coding region: 1-1884 (627 amino acids)
Biological process (GO): exocytosis; Golgi to plasma membrane transport; intracellular protein localization
Cellular component (GO): exocyst
Source: RefSeq, a predicted model, not a curated record
AUGGUUUUAAUAGAGAACAAAUCAUUAAUAAACAAUAUAAAAAGCAAGGGUCCAAGAAUAGACCCUUGUGGGACACCUUUAGUUGUCAUGAAGCAGACGUCAAAUAACAACUUAAAUAACAUCGAGGAACUACUGGCCCUGAGGAAACAGGUCAACCAACUCAGGGAAGAGACAUCAGUGAACUUAAAAAAAAAUGUCUACAAGCAUUAUUCUCAGUUCAUUGAGACGGCAAAGGAAAUUUCUAUCUUGGAAGGGGAGAUGUACCAGUUGAGUCAUCUUCUCACAGACCAGAAAAAUUUAAUGACAAGUUUAAUGGAGCUGUCCAUAAGGGGAACUAAAAUCGACUCAGAGAUUGACAUGGAGAAAACGAACAAAGUGGAAGAGUUCAAGAUGAAAGUUGGCCUGUCCCAUCUGCUCGAUAGAGUCGAAGGAUGUGUGUUUAUAACAGACGUAGCUGAUAGACAACUACUGUUCGGUGGGGACCUCAUCGAGGUCGAUGUUGACUCGCUCAGUCAGAUGCAUAAGGUCCAUCUCUUCCUCUUGAAUGACUCACUCAUGAUCACAACAUGGCUUCCUGAAAGGAAAGGCCCAGUGUACUAUAAAUAUCAAACUUUGUACGAGCUCGACGGAUUGGCUGUUGUAAAUGUCAAGGAUUCAGGUAAUGUUAAAAACUCCUUCAAAGUCCUCAUGUUCCCUGACGCGCGCCUCUUCACCGCCCCAUCCCCCAAAGUUAAACAGCGCUGGUUAGACAUGCUGGACGAGGCCAAACAGAGGAAGACCCACCCAAAAGGCCUCACCUCUACUACCACUACUACUACCAUGACUGCCAGCGGCGCUCCUAGUAAUGAUAUCAAGUCGCCAUCGUCAUCAUCAUCAUCAACGUCAUCGUCAGCAAGAUACGAUAAACAACAUGAAUCGAACUCUCAGCCAAUGAAAUCGCCGGGUGACGAAUUGCUGCAGGUUGAUUGGGUCGUCGAGUUACCUGAAGACCUGGACGUUUGCAUUGCGCAGAGAGAUUUCGAGGGGGCCGUUGAUAUGAUCACUAGAAUUAACGACUACCUUGAUCCACUAACGAAGACACCUGCCAUCUCUGACUAUAAUCGAACCCGUCGUCACUCGAUCGAGACUCCUGUACAGACGACUGCGUUAACAAUCCGGCAGAUGGAUGAGUUGGAAUGCUUCGUUUCCCUCUUCAACGCUCAGGUCUUCGUCACGAAAUCCAACUUCUCAACCAUCGCUAGUUGUGUGUCUGAAGCCAGGAAGUGUUGUCGAGUGCUGGCGGAACAGGGCUUCGACAUGUUGUUCAUCCUGGACAGGAUGCUGGGCGACAACAUGAAGCUGUUGCUGCAACAAGCUGGCGACACGCAGAUGGAUGCUAUCAGGCAUCGAACUGUCGAUGACCAAUGGAAACCGGUGAACUACCACACCAGGGCCUCCCUCAUGAGGUUCGAAGAUGAUCUCGCCAGUCUCGGGUUCGAAUGCAUCAAGGAGUUUUCAUACGACGAGUGUUUCACAAUGCUGACUGUGAAUACGAUUCAGUUCACCCGCUCCUACGUUCAAUUCAGUACGGACAUCCUCGACAUGUACAUCCCUGGUUUAAAAGUCAUCAUAGACGAUGGUUUGAUUGACAUACUGAAUGCCCAGGUCACUCACCUCGUCAGCAGUUUCAGGAAUCCCAAAUUCAAAGACGCCCAACCAAUCAUAGCGAUGAACGCCAAGUUCUUCCGCCAAUCGCUGAUCGUCUGGCUCGGCAAAAAGUAUGAGGAGGUCGCCAGAGGACCACUCCUAAAAUUAGGAGAGGUCAAAGUUAAGUUGGAUCAAGUGGUGGAAGAACUGACCAAUGAAGAACUUGGCAUACUCGUCUUAAAAUGUGUGACUGGGUGA